Diaporthe amygdali is the source of this 5232-nucleotide messenger RNA. RefSeq names its product paired amphipathic helix protein Sin3a. The transcript is spliced from 8 exons. NCBI's taxonomy places the organism in Eukaryota, Fungi, Ascomycota, Sordariomycetes, Diaporthales, Diaporthaceae. Gene Ontology annotation, biological process: negative regulation of transcription by RNA polymerase II. The record is from RefSeq and is a predicted model, not a curated record. Gene Ontology annotation, molecular function: transcription corepressor activity. Gene Ontology annotation, cellular component: chromatin; Sin3-type complex. Bases 1 to 5232 code for a protein of 1743 amino acids.
AUGAGGGCUACCCAACUCACUGUUUUGCUGUCCUCCGCCCUCCUCGCCCAUUCCCUGAUGCCCGUCUCCGUCUCGCUCCACAACAGGGGCCGUGGCGGCAAAGCGAUCCCGCCCCCCAUCAGCGCCGACGAGGUUCAACGACCCAUCAUGGACGGCCCAGGCCCAGCACUCCCACCCGACGCAUCCCACGGCGAGCCAAGCGGCCCUCGGGAUCCUCCUGCCGGGGGACCAGGGACGGUGAUCCUGUCAGACGUCAUGGGCAAAGAUCGCAGCAUCAAUAUCUUCGCCGGACUAGUCCGGGAUGUUGACUCCCUGUCGCGCCGGCUCGACGACUCAUCGCAGAAUUCGACGGUUCUGGCACCGCUGAACUCGGCAAUGGACAAGCUGCCGCGCAAGCCUUGGGAAGACGCUGGGGAUUAUGACAAGCUGGGCGCGGACGCGUAUGAGGGAGACGACGGGAGAGAGCGGGCACAAAAGAAUAUCAGGAGGUUUGUUGAGGCGCACGUCGUUCCGAAAAGUCCCUGGAACGAGGGUGACAAGGUCAAGACCCUAGGCGGCGAUGGUGCUGAGAUAUGGUGGGAGGAGAAGGACGGCAAUAAAGUAAUACAGCCUGGGAACAUCGAGGUAUCUAGUGUAGCAAGCUCGGUCCAAAAUGGUCAAGUUACCAUCUUCCCGUCUGAUCGUCUGCUGGAGCUCCAGCUCAAGCCCUUUCUCGAGAUUCUCGACUGCGGCUUUGUCACGCAGGCGCACAACUGGAUGCACAGAGCUCGUCACCCCCUCGUAUUAGUGAUUAACGUGAGCUGUGGCACCGAGUCCCAUUCUCCCCUGAAAGCUUUCGCCGGCACCCAGCCCCACAAUAUGGAAGAGCAGCGUCAUCGCGCUGCUCUUCUUGAGCAACAAGACGAGAGGAUCAUCCGCGAGCGCGAGAGGGAAAGAGAAAGAGAAAGAGAACAAAGGGAUCGUGAAAACGAACGCGCCAGCCGAGAUCCGUACCCGCCCAGUGCGCCUCACCACAGCAAUGCUGGCUCCAUCCCAAUCCACCAGCCUGUCGCAAACCGAUUUCCCGGCACAAUACACAGCCCUGGUGGCCUUUUGGCAAACCAUGGCGCAAACCCAUCAAGUAUACCUCUUGGCGCACCUUCUGGCCCAGGAGGUCCUCCUGGCGCUGCGCAUGGAGAUUCCAACAACAGGCAAAUGCCCCAUGGCGUUCAGAACGGUGCUGCUUCAUCGCAACAUCAGAUGUUCGCCCCCUCAACACAUGGCCCUGUGCCACCGAACGGACCCAUGAGCACAUCCAGUGGUGCAGCGGCAGUGUUCGGGCCUCCACUCCAGCCUGAAGGAGGCAGAGGUGCCGCCCAGCCGUUGCCGUUCGGUGCUGGCAUGGCCCCCGGCCAUGCAAUGGCUCCAGCCCCGGGUAACAUGAACCAAGGGCAGCAGCCCAUACUCAAUGACGCUCUCAGCUAUCUUGACCAGGUCAAAGUCCAGUUCUCUGAGCAGCCUGAUGUGUAUAACAGAUUUCUCGACAUUAUGAAGGACUUCAAGAGCCAGACGAUCGAUACACCAGGCGUCAUCAGCCGUGUUUCUGAAUUGUUCGCCGGGCAUCCUAAUCUGAUCCAAGGCUUCAACACGUUCCUCCCUCCAGGGUAUCGGAUCGAGUGUGGCUUGGAGAAUAACCCAAACAGCAUCCGAGUGACGACACCCUCGGGCUCAACAAUCCAUUCAAUCGGCCCCGGUAGGGCGGUGCAGAUAGAGUCUGGCCCAGCGCCUUCUUCUGCUCCGAGUCAGCGCUUCGCAGAGCAACGCCCGCCGAAUUGGCAAGGUCCAGUUCAACACAGCAUCGAAAGCCCCGAGGCCCAGUUCAGCACGCCCGCUCAGAGCGGUCACGGGGCGAUGGGCCAUGGGUCUGGGCAGAGCGCGCCUUUCGACGCGCAUAGCCCGGUGCAGCAGCGAGGACAGCCACCAGCCCAGACGAGCUCGGCAACUUCUCACCCUCCUAUUCCUCGGAAUGCACUCACCCCAACACCAGCUGCUGUUCAAGCAUUGAAUGGGGCUGCAGCUCAGUCGCAGGCGAACCUGGAGAAGCGGGGUCCAGUCGAAUUCAAUCAUGCAAUCAGUUAUGUUAACAAGAUAAAGAAUCGCUUCCAAGAUAAGCCCGAGAUCUACAAACAGUUCUUAGAGAUCCUGCAGACAUAUCAGCGAGAGCAGAAACCCAUCCAGGACGUCUACGCCCAGGUCACGACACUGUUCAACGCUGCGCCAGAUCUUCUGGAAGACUUCAAGCAAUUCCUCCCAGAGUCCGCUGCGCAAACUCGAGGAGCUGCACAACGUGCUGAGGACUUCAAUGCCAUGACGAACAUGGUAUCGACGCCCCAGCCAGGGCACACAGCUCGAGACGGGCCCAAGGGUCCGCCAGUCGGUAACUUUGCACCCCCGGCCAGCGCAAGCAAGGAGAGCAAGAAGCGCACGCGACCAGAUAAGCAGGCUGGCCCUGCGACAUCGCAAGUCGUCGAUCCACCAACGUCUAAUAUGCGAGGAGCGCCUGCAUCAGGCAGCAACAAGAGACUCAAAACAACUCACCCGAAGCCUGGCGCUGCAGAAGGCGUUGAGCCAAACCUGACACCUUGCAUGCCAGUGCCUCUCGCGCCUACGUCCCCUGCCUCCUCUGCCGACCUUGAGAUAGCUUUCUUCGACAAGGCCAAGAAGUUCAUCAACAACAAGACGGCAUUCUCCGAGUUCCUCAAACUUUGCAACAUGUUCACUCAAGAACUGCUCGACAAGGACGAUCUCAUAGCCAAGGCGUCACAAUUCAUCGGAGGCCACACUGAACUUUUUGGCUGGUUCAAGGAGUUCGUCUCGUUCAGUGGAGAAGACUACGUCAUUGAACAACGUCCUGAACCUGCUACCGGCCGGGUCUCGUUGAGCAAUUGCCGCAGUUACGGACCUAGCUACCGUCUCUUACCGAAGCGGGAGAGACUCAAGCCUUGCAGCGGCCGAGAUGAUCUUUGCAACUCAGUCUUGAACGAUGAGUGGGCGUCUCACCCUACUUGGGCUUCCGAGGACUCUGGUUUUGUCGCCCACAGGAAGAACGCAUUCGAGGAGGGCCUCCAUAGGAUAGAGGAAGAACGCCACGACUACGACUUCUACAUUGAGGCUAACCAGAAGUGCAUUCAACUCUUGGAACCCAUUGCACAGCAGAUGUUGACGCUGACACCCAACGAUCGCGUGAAUUUUAGGAUGCCUACAGGCCUCGGGGGGCAUAGCCAAUCUAUCUACAAACGAGUUUUGAAGAAGGUGUAUGGCCCAGAGCACGGCCCACAGGCUGUGAACGACAUGUUCUCCAACCCUUUCAGCGUCGUGCCGGUGGUUUUGGCCCGUCUGAAGCAAAAAGACGAGGAGUGGAGAUUCUCUCAACGCGAGUGGGAAAGGGUCUGGCAGACGCAGACCGAGACCAUCUAUCUCAGGUCACUCGACCACAUGGGGCUCUCCAUCAGGAACAACGACAAACGUACCUACUCGGCCAAGCAUCUCGUCGAUGUCGUCAAGACGAAACACGAAGAGCAGAAGCGACUACGAUCCGCGAGGCACAAGAUCCCACACUAUCAGUUCCAGUGGAAUUUCGAGGACAAGGAGCUUAUCCUUGAUCUCCUCAGGCUCAUGUUCCUGUACGCCAUGAACAGCGGGCAGCAUGGCGCUACCGAGAAGGAACGUAUCUUGGACUUCUUCGAGACAUUUAUCCCGCAGUUCUUUGACCUUCCAGAGGACAAGGUUCAGGAGAGGCUUGCCAAUAUCGACAGGGACUCGGGCGAUGAAGAUGCCGAGGAGCUUCCCCCGACUGAGCUGACCAAUGGGAGGUCAGGCCGUCGCAACGGUCGCAAGUCUGAUCUUCUUCGCGGCGUUCUUGACCCCGGCCGCAACGGCAGCAAGCCACGCAACCACAAGGAGGGCAGCGCAGCAUCGGGAAGCAAGGAAACGACACCCGAUGUCGCCUCUGGGAACGAGGAAGAGAUGCCUGAUGCCCCCGAAGAUGCCUCUGUGCCCGAAGUUGGUUCCAACGAUAGGUGGCUUGCGACUGCUCCAGUGCCCACGGUCGCAUCCGGUGACAACUCCCUGCUUGACGAGCAGGGUGAUUUGAGGGCCGAUGGCUCUUUCCCUCGCCCGUGGUUCAACUUCUUCUGCAAUCAGACGAUCUAUGUUUUCUUCAGCAUUCUCCAGACGGUAUACCAGCGCCUGAAAGGUGUCAAGGACAACAAAGAAAGCGUUCUCAACGAGAUACGGCGUGAAAGACUGGAGAAGCCAGCCAAGGUCCUUGGUCUUGUUCAGGACGAUCUAAAGUUCUUCAGCAACCUUUCGGAAGAUAAGUUCUGGAGCCGAACGGUCGAGCUGAUUGAGGAUUUCAUUAAUGGCGAUAUCGAUGAGAACCGCUAUCAAGACGUCUUGCGGCACUACUACCUCAGCAAUGGCUGGCAGCUUUACACGAUCCAAGACUUGCUCAAGACUCUUUGUCGUCUUGCCCUUGUUUGCAAUAACACCGACAACAAAGAUAAGACACCAGACUUGAUCAAGCAAUACAUGGUCAGCCGUCAGCAUGAUGAGACAAGCUAUCAAGUCGAAAUCAGCCACCGCAAGUUUGCAGAAAAGUGUAUCAAGGACGGAGAGAUGUUCGUCAUCAGCUGGAUUCCAUCAAAGAGCGAGGCAACCGUUCGCUGGCUUCAAAAGGACGACACGACCUUCCAUAUGGACGAGAUGGAGCUGCGCGAUCGCUGGCAAUACUAUAUCUCCUCUUGGAUGCGCACCGAGCCAACCGAAGGGGUCCCUCGGUCUCGUAUGCAAAAGGUUGUACUCACCCGCAAUCUGCCCUCAGGGGAUGCCGACUCCGACGGCGAUUACCAACCCAAGGCUAUCUCGUACAGCGAAGGUCUGGUCCUUAAGAUCUGUCUCAACACGUCCAAGAUCAGCUACGCCAAGGGCACAUCGAACUACUUCAUCUACAACAUUGACGGUGGGUCUGGGGAGGAACGUGAACAGCGCGAGCAACAAAGGCAAAUGGUCAGGGAAGUUCGCAACCAGAAGUUCACUGAGAAGAUGGCCAUGAAUAGUCCUUGGAUGAAGAACCUCAGCCAGGAGCAAGUUCAGCAUGCCAAGGAGGCCUACGAGAAAUGGAAGACCGAGGGUAUCGCGCCCGCUCAAGAUGACGACGAAGCUAUUCUUGAUGCAUCGCGUCGCCGCGAGUAG